GGGAGGGGGGAGCCGCUGGGCCCACUGCAAAACCUAGGGCUCCGAACAGCGCCAAAGGCGUAAGGAAAGGCGGGGAUCAAGAGGCUGGCCCGCUGUCCCCCACCCAGUCCAGCACCCCCAACCCGAAGACUCGACUCUCAGACCACCCAGGGUCCAAGGAGCACAGUAAGGCGCGGCUGCCAAGCCUUCAGACCCCGUCGCAAGAGACUCCAGGGAGCAGGUCUUUCCGGAUGAGUCACUACAGAGCACCCCCCAAAUCCUCCGGUGCCUCUGUGCAAAUCCUCCGGUGCCUCUGCACAGCCCGUGGCUCUAGCCCAACUCCGCGCACCCCUUCCGAUUCCCGGGGGAGAAAAAGAGAAGGGGGGCGAUCGCUCUCUCACUGGGCGCUUCACCUCUACUGACAGAUGCUGGACUGGACCCUCAUUUAAAAACAGGGGUCACUCACUUUCGGUCGAUACUACAAAUAAACAAAGCCAGGCGCACCCCGCGCGCCCCGCCGGAAAGCAGCCCAUUCUGGGCUAGGACAACUUCCCCCAGUCAGAAAAUUAACACAUUCCUCUCGCGGCGGCUCAGCCCCUCGCCCCAGGGAAGCGAAGGGGAGGAGGCCAGGGGCUGAACUUCAGGGGUAAAUUCGGGGCCCGAGCUACAAAGCAGGAACCUGGGACACCCGCCCCCACCCCAGAGAACAUCCCCAUUCUCCCUCCCUGGCUUUGCAUGCCGUUGGCCCACGCGGGAUUCCGGAGGCACCCCGACUCUUGGAGGCUGGGGAGGGAGUUAGAGGCCGCGGGGCGCGGUGAAGGUGGGGGAAGAUACUUGGACGGAAAAAAAAAGGUCAAACUAGAUCAGCCCGCUAGGCACCCCGCGGGUAGCGGGGGCGAGAAGCCGGAGGGGAAAUGCAGAAGUGGCCGCCUCCUCCAGCAAGUGGAGGAGGUUCGGCCACGCGCGGUCGAGGGCACUCGGAGCAGCUGUUGUCGCCCCAAAUACAAGGAAAUGAGUGGGGUCUGGUGCGGGGAGCGCGCACCAGCGAUCUCCAAGCAGCCGCCCCUGCAGGCAGACGCCCGCCGACACCGAGAGGGCAAGAAGUUGCAAGGACCUCGAAGGAGGGUUUGCCCGCAACGCCCGACCCCAGCUCAGGUGAGGAGACCGACUGGGAAAAUUCCAGCCCAAUCCCUGGGUCUACUACAUUGUGGAGCCCUAGGACCAUGGCCUGCAAACCUGAAGCCUAAAAACUGCCUGAAACGCAGCAGCUCUGAAAAGAUGAGGUUUAAAGAGACGAAAGGGACUGCGGACCUAGCUCAGUGUUCUGCCGCCUGCCUUUCAAGCACAGGAUCUGAGUUUGAUCCCUGGUACCAAAACAAAGACCGAAAGCUCAUCCAUGCCACAGGAUGUUUCUGCCCCUUGCCUAGACCUUUUGGGAUAAAGCUGGGGCAGGGAAGAAACAGAUCACUGGCACGAUCACGCCUGCCCACUGAUCCCUGUCCCUCCUGCACACGCUUGGGCUAUGACAGGGAUGCGGCCUCACUCAUCUCCACGCUCUGCUCAGUGCCUGUCUUCCACUUGGUGCUAAAUAAAUGUUUACUGAAGAGGAGGGAAGAUAUCAGGGCCUGACUGGAGCAAGUCAGUGUCAUGGGGGGGGCACGGGGAGGAGACCAAAGGUGGUUCCUGGUAGGGGACUGCAGUGACGGGAUGCCUGGACCCCUUUGCUGAGGUCCAUCUGUCUCAGGAGCCCCCUCUCCACGGCCAAAUCAUCAAGGAAGGCAAGAAAUCUGAGCUGGAUGGUUCUGGCCACACCUUGUGGGUGACCUGAACCUGAUCAGGCACUAUUUUAAACUCUAGUCCUAAGCUGCAGUUUUAGCCAGCCAGGCCCAUCUCUGAUUACAAAGCUGCUGCCCACCUCCCCAGCCACUCCUUCCUCCCCACCCUGGGGCCCCCUAGGCUGGUGCCAGGGAGUUCAGUGGGUCUUGGGCAGUCUGUUGUCUGGCACCAAUGCCCCUUUCCAUCCCCCCGGCCCUGUCCACAUAGGCACCUCAGCCUCCUUCACACAGGCAUGCGUCCACCUGCAUAGCAGCUGAGAUUUCCCCACUGAUGAGAGCUCUCAUCCCUAGGAGUGAAGUACAGCCCAGCCCCUGGACCAGCAGUGUGGGGCACGGUUUCUGUAGGGCAAGAGAAUGGAGGCCAGUGUCAGGCUGAUGUUUUAGGAAGAAAGGAUGUAGGUUAGACAGAAGUAGGGACUUAGCAGCAGUGAGACUGUGUACCAGGGAGCUGUCCUUCCUCUGCCGGCCUAAAGCCUGGGCAGAAAGAAAAGCGCUCCAGAGGAAGUGCCCUCCCAGUCCUGUUUCAAGGGCUGUGCACUGGGAUGGAUACUUCGCACCGUUGAGCCAGGCCACAGCAUCUUCCCUGCCACCUUCCUGGAGGGGGCAGUCAUCAGCUCUGCUCAGGUGGCCCAGUUGUCAGCUGGCUGGCCCCGCUGGACCUGUGUCCAUAAUCUUUCU
Molecule: messenger RNA, 2492 nt
Organism: Fukomys damarensis (Damara mole-rat)
Lineage: Eukaryota; Metazoa; Chordata; Mammalia; Rodentia; Bathyergidae
Exons: 4
Coding region: 715-1608 (297 amino acids)
Source: RefSeq, a predicted model, not a curated record